Messenger RNA from Lethenteron reissneri (Far Eastern brook lamprey), 8740 nucleotides. RefSeq names its product transcription factor HIVEP3-like. Lineage: Eukaryota; Metazoa; Chordata; Hyperoartia; Petromyzontiformes; Petromyzontidae. Gene Ontology annotation, molecular function: RNA polymerase II cis-regulatory region sequence-specific DNA binding; DNA-binding transcription factor activity, RNA polymerase II-specific. Gene Ontology annotation, biological process: regulation of transcription by RNA polymerase II. The record is from RefSeq and is a predicted model, not a curated record. Gene Ontology annotation, cellular component: nucleus.
GUUUGCGCCACGAUGAGCUAUUUUUGUGGAGCUCGCUGCGUCUCUUCUUGGUCAGCAAAACGAAAGCGGAAAAAAAAAAUGCGUCUGGUUUUAAUCCGACACCCCCCUGGCGCGCUGGGCGAGUUGGUGAGUCUGGGAUGAAAGAGUGCCCUGAGCUUCCCCCUACCGUGAAUGAGUGAGUGGAUAUGAACGUGGCACUUUCACAAGGCUUUACAACGCAAUAGACGGAGCUUCAAACACGUCCCUAAAAACAAGAAAACCAGCUUCUCCGAACGCCAGUUACACAUCCAGAUUGAUGGAUCUGUUGAAUGGACGCGCGCUUCUGUGGCUCUGCUCGGUCGAAAGCACAAAAUACGAAUCUGGGGGCUGCUUUUAAGAAUAGGGCAGCUGCAUGGAAACACGAGAAGGCUCGAUGGUGCAAAUUACUCUUUUCAUUUUUUGAUGUAUUCCUGGAGCAGAACCGGAGCUAAAUGUGGCACGCGGCAAAACGCGGGGUUCUCACAGGGCGAUGUUUUCCUUGGGCACGCCUAGAUGUUGAGCGGAAAGAAUCCGAAAUCUCCGCAGCCCAAAAGUGAUUCAAGGAUCGGUCCAGAUGUCGCCGGACAAGCUCGAGUUGCCGCUGUCUCGUGUGCGGAUGAUUCUGCGGGGGGUUGGGUGUCCGACUGCACCCUGGCAGGCUCGCUGAGAGCCAUGGAGCCGGGACAAAAUCUUGUGCACAGCAAGCCCGCUGCAGCCGCCGACGCAGACAGCGCCCUUUCCGAAUCGCAGGCGCGAGCUACUUUUUCGCACGAGAGUGCCGCCCACACGACGAGAGUCGGCAGCCUCGAGCCACGGCCCCCACAUCGCCCAGCCACCUCCGUCGACAUCUCAAAGCCGCAGAGCCUGGAGGGCGAACGGUGGCCGGGAUCUCACGGCGAUCUGGAUCGCGCUUCCGGCCGCGAACUUCACGCCAUCUCUCCACCGGCGCUCUCGCAGCAGCUGCUGCCCCUUCAGCCUCAGCCACCGCCGCACCCGGCGCCAUACAUCUACAGCGUGACACUCCCGCCCAGCUGCGGGGCAGAGCAGGCAGGCUACUACCGGCGGCCCGCCGCAUCCCGCGAUGCCGCACCGUCGACGGAGGUGGCCGCGGCGGCACAGGCAUACGUCUUGCACCCCGGAGGGUCCGCUGUCCGGCCCGUGUGCGAGCAGGUCACCGACUUGCUGCGCAAGGAGAGGAGGCCUAAGAAGCCAGGCAAGUACAUCUGCUCAUACUGCGGGCGGGCGUGCGCCAAGCCGAGCGUCCUUCAGAAGCACAUCCGCUCCCACACCGGCGAGCGGCCGUACCCCUGCGCCCCCUGCGGCUUCUCCUUCAAGACGAAAAGCAACCUGUACAAGCAUCGCAAGUCGCACGCGCACGCUAUGAAGGCCGGGGCAGGGCCCAGCGGGGACGAGGGGGAGGGGUCCUUCCUCGAGUCGGGCAGCGUGGACGAGCAGGAGGGCCGCUCCGAGGGGGACGAGACCACGGACAGCGAGGACGAGAGCGGCCUCGAGGAAAUGGCCCAAGCGAGCUCAUCAAUGGGCCCCGAGCCUCCGACGAUGACGAGCAAAAACGUGGCGGUGCCUCCGACUCAUCCCGCAGAAGCAGAGGCAAAGUGGGUCGGCUCCUUGGCGACAGCCACCUGCUUGCAGCCCGCGGGAAUGGUCCCGGAGCGUGGAAUGGUGGUGCCGUCGCAGCCACCCGCGCUGCGCAGCAGGAGCCCCAAGCUGUACGAGGCGACGAGGGAGCGGCCGACCACGUGCCACCCCGGAGAGCACCAGGCGGUGCGGCAGAAGUUGGCGUGGACGCUGAAGCUGGCCGAGCGGAAGAGGCUCGAGAGUGACCAAGCGCAGGGCCUCCAGAGGCAGCCCAGGUGUCCGCCGCACCCCUCGCUGGAGCUGCUGAGCCCGAUGAGCAAAAGCAGCACGGACUCGGGCUACUUCUCUCGUUCGGAGAGCGCCGAGCACCAGGGCAGCCCGCCCAGCGCGGCGCCCGCCAUGACGUACAGGGAGAUGGUGCUGGGGAAGAACGUGCCUCCCGGUCUGAGAGGGACCGACGCAUACGUUUCCGCCGCCGUCGCGGAGACCGUCGCGAGGCCCGGGCAGGGGAAGCUGCCGUUGGAGAAGAAGCUCAUAGAGGAGCACAUCUCCAGGCUGAUUUUGCACAACGAGGCAGUGAUGGACGACAAGGAGCUGGACAGCGUGAAGCCGCGCCGCAUGUCGUGGUCGCGGAGGGGCAGCUUCGACUUCUCGAAGCAGCACCCGGAGUGCGACCCCGACGCGUCGAGGGGCGCGACCCCGCGGCACCACCUCGCCGAGCAUCACAGGCCGCCGCACAGCCACGCCUUCUCGAUCCGCCCCGAGGCAGCCCGGCGGAGCGCGGAAGCGGCGCCGCUCAACCGGAGCAACUCGACGCCGGUGACCCCCGGCUAUGCGGGGCGGGCCGAGGCCACCGGGCGCUUGCCAGGCUCGUCACGCUCCAGCCGCUCCUUCGACGAGGCGACGCCACCGCGCGGGAAGGCGCAGCCGUACCCGGGGCACCAGCGCACCCUCGUGAGGCAGAAGGCCAUCGAGGUGCCCCUGGCCGGCGAGAGCCAUGCGGCGCCGCCGCCAGAAUUUUCCGAGCUCAAGUCCGUGUCGAUGGACGAAGGGAAGAGGGGCUGCUCCUUGGGGGAGACCCUAACAAGGCGCUAUCGAAGCUUGGAGGAGAGCUACUCUCAGGAGGAGAGCGCGGAGAAUGAUGCCUUCUUGCAGGUGAGGAUACGGAAAGGGUCGAUGUACGAAUGCGAAAUCUGCGGCGUCCGCUACAGGAAGGCGGAGAACUUUGCGGUGCACAAGAAGUUUUAUUGUUCGGAGCUGUAUGCCCCCAAGCUCAAGCAGAUGGCCCCCAAGGUGCCGCUCGAGUCGGAGACACCGCAGCAGGACAUGCAGCCGCAGAUGGUGCACUUCAAGGUGUCCGCGGCGGCUUCGGAGGGCGCUGUGGGCGUACGGAAACGCAGGAAGGAGAAGACGGCUGGAGAAGAAGAGGAGUUUCCACCGGAAAAGCCCACGGCGCCGCUGCACGGACACUUUCUGACAUCGUGGCAACAAACUGUUACUGCAUCAUCGUCUGCGCCUGCACACCUCCAACGGGAACAUUAUGCUUCCGCGAGCCUCAGUAGCGCCCCUGCAGAGAGCGAACCGGCUGCGACCUUCCGCCCGGCCACGACGUACACGGUAGCGGCGGCGGAAGGGCACCCUUCUCAGAGAGGCGAUCGCAUUUCCUCAGUUCACGCUCCUCAUAGCAGAGGAGGGGAGGACAUUCACUCGGCCGUCGAGAGGGCACUCAAGGCGGCGCCGGCCGUGACGCGGACCGGCAGCAAGGAGAUUUCUGUGAUUCAGCAUACAAAGUCUCUGAGCCGACCCAGCUCCUUCGAGAGGGCGGAGUCGGUGGAAGCGACGCAAGGCGAGGGGGAGCCGACGACACAAUCGAGUGGCGUGUCUUUACUCAAGGAAAGUGCGACGGGCCAGUAUGAGAGGGCGGAGGGCGCAGAAACACAGGGUAUUACAUUUUCAGUGCCUUAUCAGCAGCAACAGCAGCAGCAGCCAGUACGGCAGACCACCCUCCUGGUGCCAGAGAUACUCGUGACGGAGGACACGGACAAAGACCCGACAGAGGUCGCGAGGAAGGAGCAGGAGAAGGCGGCCCAGGAGUUCCAGUGGCCGCAGAGGAGCGAGACGCUGUCGAAGCUCCCCGCCGAGAAGCUGCCCCCGAAGAAGAAGCGCCUGCGCCUGGCCGACCUGCAGCACUCCUCCAACGAGUCGAGCACCGAGUCAUCGUCGCUGUCGCGCAGCAUGAGCGGCGAGUCGAGCAGCAUCUCGCGCGGCUCCAGCUUCUCCGCAUCCUUCGAGCGAGACGACACGGCCACCAAAGCACAAAGCGCCGUUGCUGCCAACGUCGCUGCCGGUGCCACCGUCGCCGCCGCCAGCAAACCAUCCGAGUUCCUCACCGUGCCCAGCGCGCACCACCGCCGUGAAGUCAAGGAGAUGUGCCGCUCAUCCUCGGAGCAAGGGCCCGCCCCGGAGAAGCCGGUGCAGCUGUCCGAAACCCGUAGCAAGUCGCUGGACUACGGCAGCGGAACGCAGCAUCCUGCGCCGACGGCGCCAGUGGUCACGUCGACAGCGGCGAUUGGCACGUCAAGGCGAAGAGGAAUCUUGGUCCGUCAGGCGUCUUUAAGCGGAAGCCCGGACAGCCCUGAACCGGCCCCGCCUCAGGGCGAGACGUCUUCUCGGCCGUCGUGGCUAAGCGAAGCUUCGGACACAAAGCAGCAGCACGUGCAGAGAACGUCUUCGACCGGGAUGUCUCCCCGGACACCCGAGCAGAGUGCGUCUCCAAAGCCCUCGGCGUCUCGUCGAGACGCACAGUCGCCGCCUGCGCAGCGGAUGUUUGUUCCACCUCCACCGGCUCCUAUAUUGAUCAGCGGCGCCCUGGGCCACCUACCCGCCGUGGGUACGCUGCAGCCCGUCUACUCCCUUUCCCACCUGCACAUACCACUCUCCCUUCCGGCUAUGCCGCUGCACCGACACCAACUGCCGCUGCAUUUCCAGAUCCCGCAGGCGCCGAGCCCGCCGCCGCUUCAGCGAGUCUACGGCUGCCCGCUGAAAAUCCCCGUCGUGCAGGGCCUGAGCACGUUGCCUCACCUCCAGCUGCCCUUCCAGCAGCUCGGCGUGCCCCGGUUCCACGUGCCGCAAAUAGCGGUGCAGACGAACGUGCCAUUCAUCAUCCCUGCACCGCCGCCAUUCGCGCAGCACGCGUUAGUUCCGCGAGAGCUCUCGGACACCAAGGGGAGCGGAGGCCCACUCUUCCGGGCCGCUUUGGGGCGCGGCUUCACACCCCUGCACCCGCUGCACCUACCGCGGAUGUCACAAACGAUAGUCGCAACCGAACAUCCGAGACUUCUGACGCCAGUAACUUCCCUCAUGGUUCCGGUGAAGAUCCAGACUCCGUUUCCUUCGUACAGCUACAGCAUGUACACCACCCUCUCACAGAUGCUGGUCACCCAAGCCCAAAGCAGACCUCAGCCAGUCGUCAUCUGCCAGUGGAACAAUAGACAGCUCGUGUUGGGUGCCUUGGGCCCUCGACCCAGAACCGGCCGUGCGACAGCAAGCCCUCACGUGUCUCCCAUCACGCCAGCUUCACCCGCCUCACCGUCGCACCAGCUUUUGAGUGAGAAGAUGCAGCUGUCAUCGCUGCCGGUGUCCGGGCUGGAGGGCGUGUCCGAAAUGCCUCUGCCCGUGGCUGGCAAGCGCAUGCUGUCACCCGCGAGCAGCUUUGAAAUCGCCAUGGAAAUCCGUGGACAAAACCAGAAGCGGGCCAAGGAAGAAGACCAUUCCGUCGGCUCGGAGGAGGGCAUUGAGCGGGCAUCCGAGCCAGAGAGGGUCAAAGCAUCUUCACCCGUCAGGUCAAGGCCGCCCACGUUGUUGAGACAGCACUGCACCACCGAGACUUUGGAGAGCAGGUCCACCACUCCCGUGAGCUCCACCCGCAGUUUAGCAUCCACCGACUCCUUUUCCAAACUAGAAGUCACUGUCGUGCUGGAGCAGGUGACUCAAGGAGAGGAAGUGGACAAGGAGUACAAGCCGAGCAUUUCAACGCAAGUUCUGCCAUCCGUGCGCUUCACGAGCAACAUGCCACCUGCCCCAGACCCUGCCUAUGACGACCUCCUCCCUGGAAAGUGUUCCCCUCCAAAGUCCACGCCGCCGAUAGAAAUUGUCAUCUCGGACUUGGCCGGCACCGCAACUGAGGUGUCGACGAGUCUGUGCAUGCAGGAGAUUGGCCGAGAGCAGGCAGUCUCAGCGGAAGCACGGGAUGUUCCAAAUCUCCAGCCCACCACGACCGUCACCUGGUGCUUCUUGGUGAACUGCCGGCCGAGCCCCGUGCCGCAGGAUAAGAACACGGAGUCGGUCUACGCCUCCUGGGGGCGUGACUUGGACCACAGAGGCAGCUGCAAUCCCCUAGGCCUGUCCACCAAGGCCGCGCUGGGCCUCCUGUGUUCACGGCAGAGGACCACCAUGUCCAUCUACACGAGCACGAUGAUUACCCCUGCACGGGAUGACCAGAUGGUGCAGUCCAGCCAGUGGAAGCCAAGGUUGGCUAAGGUUGACUCCCGGGAAAGCGGGGUCGGCGGGGUCAGCGGGGUCGGCGGGGUCGGCAGGGGUCGAGGGGUCGGCGGGGUCGGCGGGGUCGGCGAAGUCGAGAUCCCGGCUGCCCCCGAGGGCCCUGUGGAACCGGUGGCGGCGGCGACAACGCCUGGCGGUGCGCGGGAGGCUGGAGAUGCCGCCGCGGAGGCCUGCGACCCCACGAGACCCAGGCCUAAGCCCAACCGCAUCCGCAUAUUCAAGGGAGGGUACAAGUCAAACGAGGAGUAUGUGUACGUGCGCGGCCGCGGGCGAGGCAAGUACGUGUGCGAGGAGUGCGGCAUCCGCUGCAAGAAGCCCAGCAUGCUGCGCAAGCACAUCCGCACGCACACGGACCUGCGGCCCUACUCCUGCCGCGUCUGCUGUUUCGCCUUCAAGACCAAAGGGAAUCUCACGAAGCACAUGAAGUCCAAAGCUCACAGCAAGAAGUGUCUGGAGGUCGGGGUCAACCCAACCUUGCUGGAGGACCAGCUCGAGGAGGACGACCCAGGAGCCGAGGAGGAGCGGCUGCAGUGCUGGGAGGAGGUGCACCAGUUCUCCGACGUGGAGGAAUCGGAGGGGGCAGAAGACGACGACGUUGACAACGAAGACGACGACGAGGAGGAGGACGAGGAGGGAGGAGGCGGCGGCGUCGUCGUCGAGCUCGUGGGCGCGGACGCCCGCGCCCUCCGCUCGGCCGGAACGAGCCGUUCCGUUUCCGGAGAGCGGAUGGGUCCGGGCGACGAGAGGCUCCGCUCCGCUCCCGCUCGGCGCGGGGGACGGCUCGCGCGUGUGGAAUCGGAGGAUAGCGUGCGAGCCCACGGGCAGGAGGAGGACGAGGAGGAGGAUGAAGACGAGGAGGACGAGGAGGAAGAGGAGGCGACGCGGCGGUUUUCACAUGGCGGGGCGAGCGAGGGCCUGCAGUUCUCGCUGAGGACGUUCGGAGACUUUGGCGGGAGGGCGGCGAGCGUCAUCGCGCUCACCCUGCCCACGCGGGUGCCGUCCCGUGGUCCCGAGCUGGGCGCGAGAGACGACACGGAGGAACCCAUGGUGAUGACUCCUGACUGGAACAUCAAAGGAUUGGAGGAGUUGAUGCCACAGCUCCUGGUGACAUCAACGGCAGCAACGGCAUCAACCGCGCCUCUGCAGAACUUCCUCAGCCACCUCCCCCUACACUCGCAGGGCCUGGCCUGGGCCCCGUGCCGCACAGUUUCCGUGGGCGGGAUCCACAUGGUCCACACGGGUGUGGCGGGGCCCCCUGCUCGCGGCGCCGCGUGCGGAAUGGGCGGCGAGGCCCCGCAGAGCGGAGUACCCAGCACAGGCCUCCCGCGUGCGCAGCUCGCCGGUGCCGAGGAGUCACCGCCGCCGCCGCCGUCGCAGCAAGCCGAGGCGUUGGCGCGGAGCCGCGCGGCGGGGGAGCAGCCGGCGAGCGGUCCGCCCCCUCCUCCUCCACCACCAUCACCGGGGGUGGCGACGAGCGUCUUCGCCGGUCUUUGUUCGACGGCGGGAUUUCUGCCGGCGCAGUCCACGCCCGGACAGACUCAUCAGCAUCACGAAUCCCAUCUACAUCAUCAUCAUCAUCUUCGGCAUCUUUAUCGGCAUCAGCAGCAGCAGCAGCAGGAUACCGGGAUCGCGGCGGAAAACUCGACGGAGCCGUCCCCGAAUCAGCACUUAGAAACGUUGCACUACGGCCGUGCCGCAUGCACGGAAGAGGAGACGCAAUCGGCGGCGAGCGACCAGGCCGGGCCAACCGGCACUUGGGCAGAAGAGAGGCCGGAGCCGGCGGCAGUGGUGGCAGCGACAGUGAAUGCGGCGAGCAAGAGCCGUGCCGGCGACGGUGCUGCCGACGCCAGCCGAGAUGAAACUCGUGACGUGCGAGAGGAAGGGGCGCCCUGACAGGAGGGGUUAUCGUCGUUGCGUUUCUUUUUUAAAAAUCUCGUAUCGUUAUGAAAAAUCUCAGCACCCGGCGCUCUUCUUUCAGCUCGCUUGCACGAAAUCGAUACUAAGUGGCCGCGUUAAAGUGGUACGUUUUGUUAUUUUCGUUCUCCCCAACGAAAGGCAUUUAUCCUGCAAGAGUCACUUUUUGUUUUGUCGUCGUCGUUAUUGUUGUCGUCGGGAAAUAUUUGUAUAAAUGACCAAGUACAAUCAUGCGUCCGUUGUAAAAUAUUGUACAUACCUUUUUAGGGUGCACAGACCCCAACGUUCUCUCUGCGCAUUUCUCGUCAGUGCGGUUUCUCUGCUGCAGGCAGGGCAUACAAAGUUUAAUACAGCAGGAGAAGCAGGAAGUGCACCGCUUUUUGGUAACCGUUUUGGAAAUCAAGUUUGGGUCUAUAUAUGAAAAAUGCUAAAAAAGAAAAGAAAAUGUUUUGCAUCUUAUCUGUGAUGUUGCACUGAGAUGUAUUUUUUUAAAGGCUAUAAAACUGUUAAUGUAUAUAAAGCUAACUUACAUACUUAAAGUAUUUAUUGUAUUCAGUAUUUGUUUUUGUAAACCAUGUCUUUGAGCUGUGAUUAAUGCUUAUUUAUAAACAAUAAGCAAAAUGUUUCCUUUAAAAACUAAAAUAUAAUUAUA